CUGUACUCACACUCCAUCAGCCUGAGCUGCUCUCAACAACCGAGGCCACCCGUACAUGGAUUUCUCCUGGAUUUCCCUUCUCUAACAUGGACGCCCGGUUGGAAGGUUGCUCCUUUGCGCAGUGAGACGGACAUGCGGAGCACCGCUGAUACGGAGUGUCCUCUUCUGUCUCAGUGACCAUGCCGUGAUCACAUCGCUGACAAAAACACCUCCAAAGCAGAAAUAAGUGGGAAUCUAACGAUCCAUCCAGGGGAAUGACAUGCAGUGCAUCGCAGGCAUCAUGAAGAUGUGCUCUCCUCUGGUAACUCAUCAGAGAUGGCUUGGGCUGUUGCUGCUGUUACUGUGUGUGGGAUAUUCUCACGGGAUGCCACAUGUGUUAAGAUUCGGGGGGAUAUUUGAAUCCAUGGAAAGUGGCCCAUCUGGUGCUGAAGAACUUGCCUUUAAGUUUGCUUUAAAUACAAUCAACAGGAACAGAACUUUACUGCCAAACACCACACUCACAUACGACAUCCAAAGGAUAAACAUCCACGACAGCUUUGAGGCCUCCAGAAAAGCUUGUGACCAGCUCUCUCUGGGUGUGGCGGCCAUCUUCGGUCCCUCCCACAGUUCUUCGGCCAACGCGGUGCAGUCCAUCUGUAACGCUCUGGGGGUGCCGCACAUCCAGACCAAGUGGAAGCACCAAGUGUCAGACAACCGCGACUCUUUCUACGUCAGCCUUUACCCAGACUUCUCCUCCCUCAGCAGAGCCAUCUUAGACUUGGUUCACUUCUUCAAGUGGAAAACGGUCACUGUGGUUUACGAUGACAGCACAGGUCUGAUUCGAUUACAGGAGCUCAUCAAGGCUCCAUCUCGUUACAACAUCCGAUUAAAAAUCCGGCAGCUACCAGCAGAAACAAAAGAUGCCAAGCCCCUUCUUAAAGAAAUGAAACGAGGGAAAGAGUUUCAUGUGAUCUUUGACUGUGGUCAUGAAAUGGCAGCUGGCAUCCUUAAACAGGCUCUUGCCAUGGGAAUGAUGACGGAGUAUUACCACUACAUUUUUACUACCCUGGAUCUCUUUGCAUUGGAUGUGGAGCCCUAUCGCUACAGCGGGGUCAACAUGACCGGAUUCCGGAUCCUAAACACAGAGAACAGCCAGGUGUCCUCCAUCAUUGAAAAGUGGUCCAUGGAGCGUCUGCAGGCGCCUCCUAAACCAGACUCUGGCCUGCUGGAUGGUUUCAUGACAACAGAUGCUGCCCUGAUGUAUGACGCGGUACAUGUGGUGGCCGUGGCCGUCCAGCAGUCUCCUCAAAUAACUGUCAGCUCGCUCCAGUGUAAUCGCCACAAGCCCUGGCGCUUCGGAAACCGCUUCAUGGCGCUCAUCAAAGAGGCCCACUGGGAUGGUUUGACCGGACGGAUAAAUUUCAACAGGACCAAUGGCCUGAGGACAGAUUUCGAUCUGGAUGUGAUCAGCCUGAAGGAAGAGGGGCUAGAGAAGAUUGGGACAUGGGAUCCUGCUAGUGGUUUGAACAUGACGGAAAACCAGAAGGGAAAGGCAGCCAAUGUGUCGGAUUCUCUCUCCAACAGAUCGCUGGUGGUGUCCACCAUACUG
Molecule: messenger RNA, 1588 nt
Organism: Sinocyclocheilus grahami
Lineage: Eukaryota; Metazoa; Chordata; Actinopteri; Cypriniformes; Cyprinidae
Product: glutamate receptor ionotropic, kainate 2-like
Exons: 10
Source: RefSeq, a predicted model, not a curated record